Molecule: messenger RNA, 1359 nt
Organism: Cercospora beticola
Lineage: Eukaryota; Fungi; Ascomycota; Dothideomycetes; Mycosphaerellales; Mycosphaerellaceae
Gene: VMA6
Product: H(+)-transporting V0 sector ATPase subunit d
Biological process (GO): vacuolar acidification; vacuolar transport; proton transmembrane transport
Cellular component (GO): fungal-type vacuole membrane; proton-transporting V-type ATPase, V0 domain; vacuolar proton-transporting V-type ATPase complex
Molecular function (GO): proton-transporting ATPase activity, rotational mechanism
Source: RefSeq, a predicted model, not a curated record
CUUUGACGCUCGCACCUCUACUUUAGCUGCACACAGCAGUGACCUCGUGCACCACCACUUCCACGAAACACUUCGAAUACCGCAAUCAUGGCUGAAGGAAUGUUCUACAAUGCGACCAACGGCUACGUCGAGGGCAUCGUGCGUGGCUACCGGAGCGCACUGCUCACCGGCCAGAACUACGGCAACUUGACACAAUGCGAGAAUAUCGACGAUGUCAAACUACAACUCGGACCUGCGUACGGCGACUACCUCGCCUCCCUCCCACCAAACCCAUCCACAUCCGCUCUCGCCGAUAAAACGCUCGACAAGCUCGUCGCCGAGUUCCGCUACGUCCAGGCCCAGGCCACGGGGAGCCUCGCGAAGUUCAUGGAGUACCUGACAUAUGCCUACAUGAUUGACAACGUGGCGCUUCUCAUUACGGGCACUCUACACGAACGCGAUACGAAGGAACUGCUGGAGCGCUGUCAUCCUCUGGGCUGGUUUGAGACGAUGCCAGUGCUGUGCGUGGCCACGAACAUCGAAGAACUGUACAACUCAGUCUUGAUCGAAACUCCGCUGGCGCCUUACUUCAAAGGUAGCAUCAGCCACCAGGAUCUCGAUGAGCUGAACAUCGAGAUCAUUCGAAACACACUGUACAAGAACUACCUCGAAGACUUCUACAGAUUUGUGAACGAGGAGCCAGGGAUUAGUGGUACUCCCACGGCGGGAGUAAUGAGCGAAGUGCUGGAAUUCGAGGCGGACAGGAGAUCAAUAAACAUCACAAUCAACUCCUUCGGGACAGAACUUUCGAAGCAGGACAGAAAGAAGCUAUACCCUAACUUUGGCCGAUUGCAUCCAGAGGGCACUUUGAUGCUGAGCAGAGCGGACGAUGUGGAGGGCGUGCGGAUAGCAGUCGAUGGCGUCUCUGACUACCGAACCAUGCUGGAUCAGACGGGGAUGGGCGGCAACUCUCUGGGCAACCAGUCUGGCGGUAUUGGAGGCGAUGAGGGGAAGAGUCUGGAGGAUCUGUUCUACCAGAAGGAGAUGGAGAUCGCGAAGUUGGCCUUUACCUACCAAUUCACGCAUGCAGUCGUGUAUGCUUGGGUCAAGCUGAGGGAGCAGGAAAUCCGGAAUAUCACAUGGAUUUCGGAAUGCAUUGCGCAGAACCAGAAGGACAGGAUUAACAACUUUAUCAGUGUAUUUUGAGCAUAGCAGGAACAAGCUUUGGCGCUCGGGGUUCUGGUUCUGUAUAGUGCUGAGGAGGUACAUGAGCAUAGAAUGGUAGCAAUCAACAGAUGAAACCUGUAUCAGUAAAGGCGCUGCCUGAUCCGCUCAUGAUAUUCCCCACAGAGACGUCCAGAGGGUGGUGCACUCGCAGAG